Molecule: messenger RNA, 963 nt
Organism: Miscanthus lutarioriparius
Lineage: Eukaryota; Viridiplantae; Streptophyta; Magnoliopsida; Poales; Poaceae
Source: the annotation of a GenBank genome assembly
AUGGGAGAAACUCGAGCCCCGACAGUUGUGACGGUGACGGGGACGGGGAAAGUUUGUCCCCGCGGGGACGGGGAUGGAGAGCCGUUCCCCGACGGGGAAUUCCCCGUUGCCAUCUAUAGUUCUCCUCGAUCUCGACUUGGCCUUGCAUCUGCGUUUGCUCCGCCUCUCGCCGGCAGCUGGCAGAGAUCUCUUAGCCAUGAAGCAAAGGAAGUGUUCCUUGCAGCUCUCGUCAGUGAAGGUCGUGCGGAGUGGAUGGACAAAGGUCACAAGAAGUGCCUAAUUCUUUGGCUAAGGAUACAGGAUUGGGCCAAUUUCAUAUUAAACUUUGUAAAGGAUAACGGGUUGGAAGUAAUGACUAUCGAAGAAAUACGCUCUGGGAUUGAUACACGUGGAACUGAACUUGAGGGAAUUGAUCGUGGUGUUCUCAUGCGGGCUCUGCGGCAGUUGGAGCAAAAGGGAAAAGCAGCUAUCUUCAAAGGCACUUCGGCCGAUGACGAAGGAGGGCACAGGAAGGGGGAGAUGGCGUCAAAGAGGAUUCAGAAGGAGCUCAAGGAUCUGCAGAAGGACCCUCCCACCUCGUGCAGUGCAGGUCCUGUUGGUGAAGAUAUGUUCCACUGGCAGGCAACAAUAAUGGGUCCAUCUGAUAGCCCAUAUUCUGGUGGAGUUUUCCUAGUUACAAUCCAUUUUCCUCCUGAUUAUCCUUUCAAACCACCAAAGGUGGCAUUCCGCACCAAGUUGUUCCAUCCAAACAUCAACAGCAAUGGGAGCAUUUGCCUUGACAUCCUGAAGGACCAGUGGAGUCCGGCACUAACCAUCUCCAAGGUGCUGCUGUCCAUCUGCUCCCUGCUGACUGACCCAAACCCCGACGACCCUUUGGUCCCCGAGAUAGCUCACAUGUACAAGACGGACCGGCACAAGUACGAGAACACCGCGAGGACCUGGACCCAGAGGUACGCCAUGUAG